AUGACUCCUUUGUAUACCUCAUGGAGAUGGGAGUUGCUCUGGAAACGUGGUCGGUCAGCGGCAGGUCUUGGAAUCAAAAAUAGUUGCUUGGGUGGGAUCUCAAAAAAAUUUCCGGAACUCACUUACUGCGAAGGAAAUUGGAAACUGACCAAAAUCAUCUCCAAUAACUACCCGGCCUGGUAUGCAAACACAAAAGAAAGGGACUUGGAUGUGACAAUGGAAGAUGACAAAGCCAAUGGAGUGGUGCCUGCAUGUAUUAUUGGCAAACACAAGCUAGAAAAACCGACAAAUAGUGCGACACCCAAAAAAGUCAAGGUUUCACAGGACAGUCUAGACAGCCUUUACAGUCUCGACAAUGAGGAGAAUCCCGUAACAGCUGGCAACCUUGGUGAUCACAACACUUAUAUGGGAAUCGGAGCUACAAAAGACAGGCUGGGUAUCACUGAUAAGAUUACGGAGGUUGUAGAGAGGACCUUGAUCUGGACAGCCACAACGAGAAACCGGUGGCUAGCAAACCUCUUGCGGUUAGUCACGGUGAAGACAACCAAGGCCUCAAAGAUGACCCACACUAUCAAGGAACAGGUCAGGCAGCUAUGGCUAGUGGUGAUGCCUCAAUCAAAGCAACAACUAUAG
Molecule: messenger RNA, 633 nt
Organism: Serpula lacrymans var. lacrymans S7.9
Lineage: Eukaryota; Fungi; Basidiomycota; Agaricomycetes; Boletales; Serpulaceae
Exons: 1
Coding region: 1-633 (210 amino acids)
Source: RefSeq, a predicted model, not a curated record